AUGAGCUACUUUGGCACGCCCAAGGUCGAGGUGACGCGGCCCGCCGACGACGACGAGGCCGCGGCCCUCAAGGGCGACGUGACCCCGGGCGAGACGAAGGACUGCGGCGCGCCCGACGGGCCGGGCGUGGAGCUGGCGGGCCGCAAGACGCCCACGCGGCGGCCGUCGCUGCCGACGAUGGGGACGAGCGACGCGAUCAACGCGACGAUCUUCCAGAUGCGGAAGCUGACCAAGGACAAGUACGGGCGCAACCUGACCAUCGACCCGCUCAAGAACCAGUACGCCCAGUGGUGGGACGCCGUCAUCUGCGUCGCGCUCGUCUACACGGCCCUCGUGCCGCCCGCGGAGGUCGCGUUCUCCAAGGGCGACGACGCGGUCCGCGUCGACGCGCUCUUCUGCAUCAACCAGGUCAUCAACUUCGUGUUCUUCGUGGACAUGAUCCUCCAGUUCUUCCUCCACGUCCAGCUCCCCAAGGCCCAGGGGUCCAUCUGGAUCCGGAGCCACCGGAAGAUCAUCCUCCGCUACGUGCAGGGCGCGUUCUUCCUCGAUUUCAUCUCGAUCAUCCCCUUUGGCGCGCUCUCCUUCACGGACAUCGCGAUCUUCCAGGAGCUCCAGGUCGUGCGGCUGUUGCGGCUGCUGCGCCUCGUGAAGCUGCUGCGCAUGCUCCGGGGGAGCCGGCUCAUCAUGCGGUACCGCGCGUCGAUGACGCUGUCGAUCACGGGCGCGAACCUCAUCGGGUUCCUCGUCGUGACGAUCCUGGCGAGCCACUGGCUCGCGUGCCUCUGGGGCUACGCGGGGAAUCUCAUCGGGGGCAAGGAGAACUCGUGGAUGGCGACGUUCCUGCGCGACGACGACGACGACGACUACGACGGCGGCCGGCGGCGGAACCACGUGACCUGGGACAUCGAGGACACGAAGGUCCAGUACCUGCUGUGCCUCUACUUCACGCUGACGACGCUCACGACCGUGGGCUACGGCGACGUCCACGCGCACAACGUCGCGGAGCGCGCGGUCGUGAGCGUGAUGAUGCUCUACGGCGGGCUCAUGUGGGCGUGGAUCAUCGGCGCGGUGACGCAGGCCGUGACGACGCUCGACGUGAAGAAGAUCCAGUACAACCAGACCUACGACCAGAUCAACUGGAUGCUCCUGGAUCUGGGCGUGGACAAGUCGCUCUGCCGCGACACGCGCGAGUUCCUGCUCAACUCCGUCGAGAUCGAGCGGCGGCUGGAGUACAGCAGUUUGAUCCAGCACCUGUCACCCGAAUUACGGUGCAAGGUCUGCGAGAACGUCUUCGCGUCGCGGCUGAACGUCGUGCCCUACUUCCGGGACGUGAGCCAGCUCCUACGGCUGGGCAUCUUCGAGCGGCUCACGCACCUCCUCUUCGCGCCGGACGAGGUCAUCAUGCAGCGGAAGACGCUCAUGAUCAUCGCGAACCACGGCUACGUCGGCUGCAAGGGCCACCUCCACAUGCGGGGCCAGCCCAUCUUCCUCGACUUCCUGACCGCGGACGAGGACCCGCCGCCGCGCGCGAUCUCAUUGAAGUUCACGGAGGUCUACGCGCUCACGCGCGACGCGCUGAACGCGGUCUGCGAGGACAACCCCAACGACACGUACCAGAUCUCCAAGGCCAAGGUCUACUACGGCAUCAUCAAGCUCGCCAAGGAGAUCCGCCAGUACGGCGCGGAGCUCGAGCUGCCCGAGCGGAAGCGGGGCCACGCGUUCGAGCCGCGCCACUCCGUGUCCCCGCGCACGAAGCUCGCGAAGCGCGUCGCGUCGGACCUGCGCGACGAGGGCCCGGCGCGGCCGCGGCCGGCCGUGCGCCGCUCCCUCAGCGCCAAGGGCGAGCGGAAGCAGUUCGGCAAGGCCUGGGCCGUGUCCGCGUCGCCGGACCGCGCGAGCCCCGCGGAGCUCCGCAACGCGCGCGCCGUGUCCCGCACUCCCGACCGGGGCGCGGCGCUCGCGCCGGGCCACGCGCGCGCCCUCGGCCACGGCUGCGAGCCCAUCGCCGAGGAGGCCGGCUCCCGCGACGCGAGCCCGGAGCCGGGGCGGCCGCCGGCCGACGGCGACGCGCGCGCGGCGCUCGCCGCGCUCCGCGGCACGAAGCUCGACGAGGACCAGGUCGCGCUCCUCGAGGCGGCGCUCGCGGGCCUCGCGCCGGACGACGCGCGGCCCGCGGACGACGCGCGGCCCGCGGACGACGCGCGGCCCGCGCCGCCGCCGCCGCCGCCGCCGCCGGAGCCGCCGCGGGCCGGCGGCGACGCGCCGCCGGCCGAGCCGCCCGCGGACGUCGCGCUCGCGCCCGCCGCCGCCGACGACGGCGCCGACGACGUGCCGUGA
Messenger RNA from Aureococcus anophagefferens, 2337 nucleotides. RefSeq lists its product as hypothetical. The transcript has a single exon. The record is from RefSeq and is a predicted model, not a curated record. Gene Ontology annotation, biological process: regulation of membrane potential; potassium ion transmembrane transport. Gene Ontology annotation, cellular component: membrane. The coding region runs from base 1 to 2337 and encodes 778 amino acids. Lineage: Eukaryota; Pelagophyceae; Pelagomonadales; Pelagomonadaceae. Gene Ontology annotation, molecular function: voltage-gated potassium channel activity.